UUACAAGGACUGUGGUACUGACUUGUGCCAACAAUUUCAAAAUGUCAGUUUCCCAAAUGGUGAGAGAAGUACAGACUACAACUACGUGGGGCAAGAUCUUCCCAGCAGAACAGAAGACAGAAGCACAGUCUCUUCUUUUUGUGAAGAAAUUGUUAUCAGUUGGAAUCUCAAACAUCACUUACUUAAGAACACUGUUUCCAGAGAGUUCUUAUGAUGAUCGGAACCUUGAUGGACUACAGUUAAAGAUGUUACUGGAGAAGUCAGCUUCUUUAAGCUCCAACAUGGUUGUCUCUUGGUUGAAGGGAUGUUUUGAAGCCAUUGAGAAGCAAUAUUUACGACAGUUGACGUUUAUAAUCUAUGCCGACCCAGACAACCCAGAAUUGGCUCUAGAGACUUAUACAUUUAAAUUCCAAUACACUAUGGAAGCAGGACCUAUUAUAAGUGAAUUGGAGGCUAACUCUGAGAUGUGCAAGAAAGAACGGAAAUUUGCUGUGAAGAAGUCAACAGAGAAAAUGUUGCGUACCAUACUGUUGCUGACGCAAACACUGAAACCACUGCCAAGGAAGGUCCACCUGGCAAUGAAGCUUGGAUAUUAUGACAAUGUGACCCCACCAGACUAUGAACCUCCUGGCUUCAUGGAAGGUGGUCGAGGAACCCUGUUUGACAGUAUUCCAGUCCAUAUAAAGGUUUGAUAUUUCCGACAUACAUUACAUUAUUAGGAGAAAUGAACUGGUUUAGUUAAGGACUUUAGUAUUACUCUCCAUCCAUCCUUCCUUGUCUGGCUGAACUUUGAGGACAAAGGUGAUUAUGCACAUA
Messenger RNA from Homarus americanus (American lobster), 816 nucleotides. Its product is annotated as HORMA domain-containing protein 1-like. The coding region runs from base 42 to 692 and encodes 216 amino acids. The record is from RefSeq and is a predicted model, not a curated record. Lineage: Eukaryota; Metazoa; Arthropoda; Malacostraca; Decapoda; Nephropidae. The transcript has 6 exons.